CCCGGGACCCCCCGACGUGGCUCGCAUGUCGCCGCGGCCCCUCGCCCGCUUAAGCCUCUCGUCUCAGGAAGGGCCAACGGAGAGCAUGGACGCCGAGCCCCCGCCUUUCUUCUCCUCCUCCUCUUCCUGGGACUGGAAGGUCAGCGGCGGCGGCAGCGGCAGCGGCGGCUCUCUGGAGCUGGGCCAGAGCUCGCCCGCGCAAAGUCUGUCUCCUUCCCCGUCUUUCGACUCGUACGCCUCUUCGCCUUAUCCCCUGCUGGUGGACGUGCCGUGUGGCCCCGGCGACGGGAACGAGGCGGGGAGCAGCCUGAGAGGGUACCCGCUCGGAGAGUUUCCCUCCGUUUAUCUUUCGCGGCCCGGGCAGGGCCAAGGUCACAAAGGGCCCAAAGGGCGGAUGUCGGUGCAGCGCAGGCGAAAGGCCAGCGAGAGGGAGAAGCUGCGGAUGAGGACGCUGGCCGAAGCCCUGCACACGCUGCGCAAUUACCUGCCGCCCAUGUACACCCAGCGGGGCCAGCCGCUCACCAAGAUACAGACGCUGAAAUACACCAUCAAGUACAUCGGCGAGCUCACGGAUUUGCUGAACACCGUCAAGCAAGGACAAAUGCCUUGAAGGCUUCGGGGGAGCUAUGCCCUCUCUGGAAGGCAGUCGUCUAUCCGAUCCUUCCCCCAUGCACACACUUCCACUUGACAGCCUUCUGGUCGUCUUUUUUAAAAGUGACAUUUUCACCAACCCCUUCCCCCAGUGGGAGGACACAGCCAUGCGGCUUUGUUGGGAACAGUACUGAAGCACCAGUUGUUUUCUUUUGGGAUAUGUCUUUUUCACUAACUUUUUGAUCUGCCGUCCUGGGAUUUCCUGGUGGUCUCCCAUCCAAGUGUUGAUCCUACUUAGCUUCCAAGAUGGGUCCAUUUGCCCGGAGUUUGACAAUUAUGGACUUGUUCAAAAGAUAAUUUGGGUCAAUCCGUUAUUCUAAGGGGUAGCUCAUGACAAGAGUUUGUGGUAUUUUGGGAUGCCGCACAGAUGUUGGACAGACAUUGAAUCAAACAUAGGUGUUGAUGGAACUUUCUUUUUUUCUUUUUAAAAUGCAAUUGAUGUUAGGGUGCCAAAUUUCAUCUAACUGGGUAUGUCUUGAAGUGGCAAUCAGUGGAUUUCUUAAAAGAAAAAUACUUCUCAUAUCCCUAUGUAUUUUUUAGUUAUGUCUGUUGGUUGGGAGGCACUUUAUAUCAGCAAGAAUAUUUUUAUGCUUAUCAUACAUUAUGGUACAUUUCAAGUUUCAAUGGGAAAAAUCCUAAAAUGUAUAAAAAAUUGGUUCUGAUUGGAGUUACUUGUGUUACAAGCCUUGUGUAAUUGAGUUUACGUAGAUGUAAAUUGCAUUUUUGAUCAAAUAAUAAUCACUGUGCUUUUUAGUAUGGGACAUCAUCAGUCUGGCCCAAAACGGUUUGUCUUCAUAACAUGGAGGUUAGUUUUAAUGUAUAUGCAUUUACUGAUUUUGUAAAUAUAAAACUAUUUUUAAAUUGAUAAUAGGGGUUUGCUGAAUCUCUCAAUCAUCAGAGCCAGGGGAAAGUAAGUUGUGGGUGGGCUGAUGUUUUUUUUAUUUUUGCUUGUAAAUAUCGAUAGUCCAUAUAAGGGACAUGCUUUCAGUGUCCUAAAUUAAAUAUAGUUCAGCUAGGAUUAAUCCCAAUGAAAGCAAUGAACUUAAUCAUGACUGGGGAAAAAAUUCAUUGACUGCAGUGGAAAUUAUCCUCAAUUAUUUAUUUUUUUCCUACCAAGUGAUAUACACAUUCCUCUAUAAACCUAAGUGUUUGCACAGCUGGUUACGACACCCCAGAUGUUUUUACCAUGAUAGAAGUAGAUUGUAUAAAUUCAUUUGAAAUGCUUCUGUAGGGGAAACUGUGAAAUCCAAAUCAAUAUGUAUGUUUUCAGCUCAUAUGCAGACAAAUUGUGGCUCCUUAUGCGAGGAUAUAUAUGCGAUGCAGAGUUGAACCUUAUGGGCACUGACACCUUGAUUGCACACCUUUCUUAGAUGAAAAUGCCUUUGAACAGGAGCAUUAUCAAAUCCGAAGCAGCCCUAUCCUGGUAAUUUGAUUGCUGCUUUAUUAGUUGUAAGUCAUACAUUCAGCAUAUUUUCUUUAUGCUUGAGGAUAUGUUAGACUGCACAUUAAUGUGUUAAAUGCCAAACAACAGUUCUCAUGCUCGAGUUUAAUCUGCCCAUUGCUAGUGAGCAGGGCUCCCUUGAUAGACUGUAUCUGUCCAGCUGAUCUGGCAGCAGCACAUUGCCUAGGGAGUUCAUCACACACAUCUCACUUUGAAAGAUAACAAACUUUCAGCAUGAUAACGAAUAAGCUAUUUUCCCUCAGAGCCAUCCAGAGUAGGCUGGGCUGAGAUAUCAGGAGAUGCUGAGAUCUGUGGUGCUGCAUUUAAAGUAUAGUGUAUCUAACUCUGGUCUUUUGGUUCCCCUCUGAAUGUGAUUGUUAUUUUUCCAGAGAACAUGCUGGCAAGUUUUCUACAGUAUUACAAAUGAAGAAAGUAGAUUUACAUACUCACAAAUAAUGUUUUAUUCAUGUAUAUUUCAAAAGUAUCUCAGGGCUUUGGGGACGAGCAUAAUCAGCUGGAGAGAAUAAAAGAAAGAACAGAAAGAUUUUGUCUUCUUAAAUAAAACAUCAUAUAAUCUCUUA
Pantherophis guttatus is the source of this 2673-nucleotide messenger RNA. RefSeq names its product mesogenin 1 (gene MSGN1). NCBI's taxonomy places the organism in Eukaryota, Metazoa, Chordata, Lepidosauria, Squamata, Colubridae. The record is from RefSeq and is a predicted model, not a curated record. Gene Ontology annotation, biological process: mesoderm formation; regulation of transcription by RNA polymerase II. Gene Ontology annotation, molecular function: protein dimerization activity; DNA-binding transcription factor activity, RNA polymerase II-specific; RNA polymerase II cis-regulatory region sequence-specific DNA binding. Gene Ontology annotation, cellular component: nucleus.